This is a messenger RNA of Labrus mixtus (cuckoo wrasse), 5130 nucleotides long. RefSeq names its product ubiquitin domain containing 1b (gene ubtd1b). Gene Ontology annotation, molecular function: protein binding. Lineage: Eukaryota; Metazoa; Chordata; Actinopteri; Labriformes; Labridae. The record is from RefSeq and is a predicted model, not a curated record. Bases 585 to 1325 code for a protein of 246 amino acids. The transcript is spliced from 4 exons.
AAGUUCGGUGGUGCUAGCUUCACCGCUAGUUUACAAAGAGGGAAGUAACGUGUGGGGGGUUUAAAGAAAGGGGGUCGGGGAGCAUUGUUACAGAUUUGAGUUGGUGCCCCAAUGGCUGCUGAAAACUGUAUCUAUCCUCAACACAAUGGAGAAACUCAACGCCAGAGAAAUACCACGAGUGCGCGGAAGUUUGUGUUUAUUGAUGUGGUAGCUAGCUAGUGGCCCUGCUAGCCUGUUAGCGAGGUAGGUCCGCCGUGUCUCAGCUGCGGAACAUCAACUUUUACAACUCGUUCAUCUUAACUUACAAAGUAAGAGAGCUGACAAGCUGCCGGAGAUCUCUUAACAGUUGAAAAAGUUUGGUAGAUGUUGCACCGGCUUACUGGUUUGGCUAUCCAACUCUUGUAAGGUUAUUGCGGGCCACGGUGCUUCAGGUGAAGAUCAGUACCACUGUGUGCCUCUACAAAUGAUCAAUCAGGUCGAUCAGGACCCUUCCUACCCAUCGGACCUAGUUAAUCGUCUUCGUCAGUAAUGGGCCCCCAGUUCAGCUAGUACAACGCGUGGAAACAAUCAGCAGCCCUUUAACUAUGGGAGGAUGUGUGGGGAGAUACUGGGAAGGCUGGGAGGACACACAGAGCAGAGGCUCGUCCAGGAACGGGGGACGAGGGGGACGGAACGAACCUCUGAAGAAAGAACGUCCCAAGUGGAAGAGCGACUAUCCCAUGACGGAGGGCCAGCUGCGGAGCAAGCGGGAUGAAUUCUGGGACACGGCCCCGGCCUUCGAGGGCCGCAAGGAGAUCUGGGACGCCCUGAAAGCUGCAGCUGUAGCCCUGGAGUGUAACGACCAUGAGCUGGCCCAAGCCAUAGUGGACGGAGCCAGCAUCACACUGCCACAUGGUACUCUCGCAGAGUGUUAUGAUGAACUUGGGAACCGCUACCAGUUGCCCGUCUACUGUCUGGCUCCACCCGUCAACCUCAUCUCAGAGCGCAGCGACGAAGAUCCAAGUGACAGCCCCGAACCCCCUGUGGCCCCCAAAAAGGAAUUCCAACUUAAGGUGCGGCUCUCCACGGGUAAAGACCUGCGCCUCAGCGCCAGCAUGGCCGACACCAUAGGGCAGCUGAAGAAGCAGCUCCAGGCUCAGGAGGACUUCGACGCCACUCACCAGCGCUGGUUCUUUUCUGGGAAGUUGCUGACGGACAAGACACGGCUGCAGGACACUAAGAUCCAGAAGGACUUUGUCAUCCAGGUCAUCGUCAACCCGCAGGCCCUCCAAACCCCCAAGCAGUCACCGACCACCACCGCUGCCUCCACUCCCGCCUCUGAAUAAUCGAAAGAUAAAAGAGGAUAGAGGGAGGGAAACGUGCAGUGUGUUGUGAGUAGGAUGGCAGAGAUUAAAAAAAAAAAAAAAAAAAACAAAGACCAGAGGUGCCUCCAAUUGCUGGAUUUUUUAAAACCGCUACUUUUAUUGAAAGAAAUCAAACUGCGAAGGUACGGAACUCAUCUGGAAUGAAAACAUGAGGGAGAAACUUAGAAGUGCUGCUUUCUUUCAUCUACCACAUGUCAUGUACCUUUUCUCUGUGUGAGUCUGCUGGGUUUGUUGUUCUAGUGAAUCCAGUCUCCACACGAUCUCUGAAAACAGCCGUCCUCUUUCUCUCUGAACCAUCUCCCAACAGAAGCUGAUCAUGAAGCUGUGCAGCCUUCCAAUCACACACACAUCAUGCUGCACAUCCAGGCCUCUGACUCUCACCUGUAUCUGCACUGACACUAACCAAGUGCCAAGGGAAGUAUUGCUGGGUGGGUGUCUGUGUUGGUUCAGAAGCACAUCACUACUAUGAUGCCCAUGGACUCGGCACUGCAAUCUUUUUGUCCACAGAAACAGAAGAAGGGGGAGCCGAGAGGGAGAAACUGAACUCUUUUUGUCUCUCUUUUAUUGAGGAAAUAUUAUAAACUGAGCUUUUUUUGCACAUUCGAAUAUUACUAUACUUUUGUGGUAGUUUGUGUGCCUUUUUCAAGACAAAAAAAAAGGGUUAAUGUCCAGAAAGACGCUGGUUUAGACUAAGACUUCUGUAUUUUUUCAAUUCAGGAACUUUGAAAUGGAUCCAAGCUAUUAUUGCUGCCUUUUUUUAAUGAUUUCAUGAAUCUUGCAGAGAAGAGAAUUAUUGUGUGGAUGCUUGUUAGUGUGUGUUGUGUGACUGUGUGUGUUGUGUGCCUGUGUGUUGUGUGACUGUGUAUGUGUCUGUUUUUGGGCAAAAGGAAUAUAUAUUCGGCCCACGUGAUACAUUUCAGUUUGACGUAGCUUACAUAGACAAGACUGUUUCCUUGGUCAUAGCUCUGCAUUCAAUCAUAUCAUACACUCUAGGAAAAUGCAAAAAACGAUGGUAUUAAAAGCUGCAUUGUUGACCACUUUAUAAUCACUAGACCACUAGGGGGCAGCAACACAGUCCUGAUAGACUCAGUUCAGUAGUUCAGGGCUGGUUCUCCCCCUUUUCUUUUGUCUCCAGCUGAUGAAUGUCAAUCCAGCAUUCAUUCUCAUGUCAUGUUCAUGUAGAAACAUUUCUGUUACAUUUGUUGAGAUAAUGUUUGACUUUCUUCACCAGCAGGCGGAUGACAUGUGUUCAACAACUACAUGGUUUUUCUUUUCGUUUUUUGGGGUCGGUCGAUGAACCAGAACAAUGAGCUGCAGACUGUAAAAGUCGUAAGAUUCUCAGUGGGAUGAGCAGAAAACUGCGACUCCUACCAGAAAUAUUGUUGUUUUUCUAUAUCCUGAAAACAUAACUCUGAUGAUGUGAUGUCGAUGUCAUUAAAGACACAUGCACACAUUUGAAGCUAACAUCAGCAGCCAGGGAGGCUCUGCCAUGUGACCCUAUCACGUCCCAGCAUGCCCUCAUAAGGGUUUAACUGUCAGCGUAUUUUGGCCUCUGCAGGGUCUUAUUUCCCCGUACUUGUUUUGAUCAUUUUCUCAUAAUGAACCCAACUUUUUAAAAGUGAAAAACUUCACUCCUAUAGUGCCCCUUUAAUUAGCUAGAAGACAGUCAAAGCAACAGUUUCAGAUGUGAGUGGAGAGUGAGGUGGAUGUGUGAUAGCCUUUUCUGAUAACAAGCAACGUUAUUAAUAUAUCUGAAGAUCUUAACAUUAAGUUCUAGUUUAUGUUUUAACCUGCAAAGGAAAGGCUGCUCUCCAGACUAUAAGCAUGGUGAAGCAAAAAUAAAACACCCUGCUUUUAAAGUUUUUAAAUAGUUCUCAGGUGAAUUCUUUAGGUAGAAAAGAGGCUCAGUAGAAUAUAGGACUAGAUAAAUUAAAUAAUGAUUAUAUAUUUAUAUACAUUAUAAAGAUUUACCUUUCAAAAGUCAAGACCCAGAGUUACUCUUUGCACAAGCUAUGUUGUGUGUUUCUCAGUUUGACACUGGCCUUCUAGCUGAACGUAAUACAUAAAUGGAGAGCUUGUCACCAACCACAGCGGCUGCCUGCGGACUCAAACAUGUCAGCCACCUUCAAAAUUACCUCAAAUUUACCCAGGGUGAAGAUCCCAUCGAGCCAGACAGGUAUAUACUGUGGAUAGAUUCCACAGUACAUAUAUAUAUAUAUAUAAUUCCCACUCUCUCUCCCAGACUUCUAAAUCAAUCCAUUGUCCUAUCUCUAAAAUAUAGGCAUGAAGGGCCCAAAAUAAACCUGUUAAUAAAAUCCUCAGCUGUACUUUGUAAUUCAUACUAAAAUGUUAGCAUGCUAACACACUAAACUAAAAUGAAGAACACAUCAGCAACAUGUUUACAUCAUCUGUGUAAACACAUUAGAGGCAUUUACAUUUCAGAUAUUGGUCGUUUAAAGGUCACUUAUUAUUCAAAAUACACUUUACCAUUCUAUUCAAAAACUUAUGUGUCCCCAGUCUGUCUACAAACCACCCAAAUAAGAGAAAAGUCUGUCCAUCUUUAGUCUGCUCCACUUUUUAGAGAAUGUGUGCUCAAACAGGCCAUUUGGAGAUUUUCCCUUUGUGACAUCACAAAGGUCAGUAACCCCUCCCCCAGUUGGGUGACACUCCUACAGCUAGGUGUUUGUUCUGCCCUCUGAGUCCGCCUUGUCACUGUAAACAAUUGGGCAAGCCCCUCUAGAGGGGCGUGGUCAAAUACAGCUCACUAACAUUUAAAGAUACAGACACAGAAACAGCCUGUUCUGAACAGGGCUGAAAUAGAGGGGUUUAUAGUCAUGAUCAAAUACAGGAUCAGAGUGGAUUUAGAACAAGAAACUUCACACACAUGUUAUCGGGAGCUUUGAGACUUCUUUACACUUGUUGAAGAGGAGGAGAAUAUGUGACCUAAAAUAUGAAAGAUUGAAUUUCAUAUUUAUUUUUCUUUCCUAAACAGGACCCGUAAGGACACACAAUCCCUACUCCUCCUCUUGACACUAUCAUGUCAUGUGAGUUUCAGAUCUGGGUUACAUCCCAUAAUAUUCACAUUCGGGUGAGAAUCGAGAGCUGAUUUGUAAAUGAAGCCAGCAUCGUCCCUUGCAAAGUUUGGUAUUUUGUGUUUUCCCCGACAUUCUGGACAAUACUUCAGCGUGCAUUGUUUUCAUCCACCGCUCCUGUCCUUCAUAUCAAAGCAGUUCUGAUCAUGGAGGGAAUGAAAAGCAGCCAUCAGUGUGAAACCUAACUGAGCCACAGCUCAUCACAUCAAGGACAUGUUUAAGUUUAUAUACACUUUCCAGUCUUUGGGCUUUUUUCCACUGUGUUCUAGCUAAUCACAAUCUUCCGGUUAUUUCUGGGCCUGUUCUCGUUUUUUUCUGUGUUCGAUGGUUCUUCUGGGGACGUUUCUAAAUCAUUGUAUGCAAACUUGAAAAAAAAAAAAAGCCUUUUUCUCUGUAUGUGCAAUACAAUAGACCUAGACCUCAUAUCAUUGUUUGUUUUGUUCGUCUGACUCUACAGACUUCAUGGAGCACCAGCUUUGAGUGUUGUUUAAGAAAUGUCAAAGUGCAGGUGAAAGCCUGCUCUGCUCUGACGCCUGUGUCAGAUAAUCAACUGUUUCAUAUGUUCAUGUUUGUCACUUUGAAAAUGUAUUUUCUGUCGUUGUAUUGAUCUUUACAUUGACUGUCACCUUUCACAGAGUAAUUAUCUACACAUUAAAAUGCCUAUACAAGUUUAA